AUGAGCUCACAAGUCUCCACAUCGCGGGGUUUACAUCCCCCAGAGAAAAUUAUGACGUACGAGUCCCCUCACACAUGGCCACUGUCGGUACCUAUGAGCAAGGCUGAGGCAGGUAGCAGCGAUGAUCAGGAGGUUAGGCUGUUGUCGGUUUCUUGGAAUCAGGAUUGUGGUUGCUUCGCUGCUGGCACAAGUAAUGGCUUUAGAAUCUUUAACUGCGACCCUUUUAAGGAGACUUUCAGGAGGGAUCUGAAGAGUGGUGGGUUUGGGAUAGUUGAGAUGCUGUUCCGCUGCAACAUCCUUGCUCUUGUAGGUGGCGGCUCCAAUAUGCAUUAUCCGCCCAACAAGGUGAUGAUCUGGGAUGAUCACCAGAGCCGUUGUAUUGGGGAGUUUACCUUCCGCUCUGAUGUCCGGGCUGUAAAAUUGGGGAAAGAUAACAUUGUGAUUGUCCUUGAGACAAAGAUAUAUGUUUAUAACUUUACGGAUUUGAAGAUGCUCCAUCAGAUAGAGACCCUGCCAAAUCCUAAAGGACUGUGCUGUCUCUCUCAUCAUUCCAAUACUUCAGUGCUGGCCUGUCCUGGGCUCAGUCAGGGAAAUGUUCGGGUAGAGCAUUUUGGGCUAAAGGUGACAAAGAUGAUUACAGCCCAUGAUUCACACAUUUCUUGCAUGGCCUUGACCAUGGAUGGUCUCUUGCUGGCAACGGCUAGUAUGAAGGGUACUCUAAUCAGAAUAUUUAACACAAUGGAUGGCACACGCCUGCAAGAGGGUAUGCAGGUGCGCAGAGGUCUUGAUAAAGCCGAGAUAUACAGCAUUGCACUGUCACCAAAUGUGCAAUGGUUGGCAGUGUCCAGCGACAAAGGAACGGUUCAUAUAUUCAGUCUAAAAGUCAGGGUUGCGGGUGAAGAUUCAAGUAAUGAUCAGCGUACCCUUGAAGCUCCACGGAUGGAUCACCAGAAUUCUUCUACCUCUAUGGAUCCUCUUAUACAAACAAACACCGGAUCCAAUGCAAGCUCAUCACUGUCUUUCAUGAAAGGGAUUCUGCCGAAGUACUUCAGCUCAGAGUGGUCAUUUGCUCAGUUCCAUUUACCGGAAGUCACACGUUACAUCGUAGCUUUCGGUGCUCAAAACACUGUAAUGAUGGUUGGCCUGGAUGGCAGCUUCUACAGGUGCAUCUUUGACCAAGUAAACGGCGGGCAGAUGACGCAGAAGGAAUACUCGCGGUUUCUCAAGACUGACUACCCUCCCCUGAGGACAUUGACCGCGUAA
Messenger RNA from Triticum turgidum subsp. durum (durum wheat), 1263 nucleotides. The record is from the annotation of a GenBank genome assembly. Lineage: Eukaryota; Viridiplantae; Streptophyta; Magnoliopsida; Poales; Poaceae.